Ochotona princeps (American pika) is the source of this 1368-nucleotide messenger RNA. It is a transcript of the gene OTOL1, whose product is annotated as otolin 1. The record is from RefSeq and is a predicted model, not a curated record. Lineage: Eukaryota; Metazoa; Chordata; Mammalia; Lagomorpha; Ochotonidae. Bases 1 to 1368 code for a protein of 455 amino acids. Gene Ontology annotation, molecular function: protein binding. The transcript has 4 exons.
AUGUGGAUUUUUUCUUAUUUCUCUGCCAUUUUAAUUAUUUUGGCAAUCUCUGAGAUCGACACAAUAGCAAAGACGACUCCAUACAGCAAAUUUACAAAGAAAUCUGAGGGAAAAGAAAUUCCAAAGGGUCUGAAGCUGGCCAGUGGCCCACCUCCUGAAGAAGAGACUUCCUUCACAGAAAUGAUUGACAUGGCUGCAGCAGCAGAACCAACCACUGACUCCUUGAGCCCGGAUUCUGCCUUGGGCACUGCCACCCUCUCUCCCUUUGAAAACGUCUCCCUUGACACGGAUGACUUCCUCCCGAAUUGCUGCGGCUGUUGUUCACUUAUUGUAGGGCAGAAGGGAGAACCCGGAGAGAUGGGAAAGCCAGGUCCUAAAGGAGAGGCUGGUGAUGUGGGGAUCCACGGACCACCUGGAGUGAUUGGACCCCAAGGCUCACGGGGCCAGAAAGGAGAGAAGGGACUUAAAGGAGAACGUGGGGACCAAGGAGCAAGUGGAAUUCCCGGAUAUCCUGGGAAACCUGGUGAACAAGGUGGAUUUGGUCCUAAGGGGGAGAAAGGAAAUGCUGGCCUGGCAGGAGUCAAAGGGCAAAAAGGCUCCAAGGGGGACCCAUGUGGGAACAGCACCAAAGGCGACAGAGGAGAGCCAGGGACCCAGGGCUCACCUGGCACAGAGGGGAGGCCUGGCGCCAAGGGCGAGAAGGGAGAGAGGGGAGAGAAGGGGCAAAAGGGAGAGGAGGGGCUGAAAGGAGACAGAGGCAGAGAGGGCAGCAGCGGCCUGCCUGGGGCCAAAGGUGAGCCAGGGGUUAAGGGAGAAAAAGGGGAAUCAGGACCUCCUGGUCUCCUGGGCCCUGCUGGACCAAAGGGUGACCUUGGGAGCAAAGGGACCCGAGGUCCUGUGGGUAAGAAGGGCUCUCGGGGCUUCAAGGGCUCCAAGGGGGAGAUGGGCAGAAUGCCACGCUCUGCGUUCAGCGCUGCUUUAUCCAGGCCUUUUCCUCCUCCCAACGCCCCUAUCAAAUUCAACAAGGUCCUCUAUAAUGACCAAGGGGAUUACAACCCCAUCACCGGGAAAUUUAACUGCAGUAUUCCUGGAACAUAUGUUUUCUCUUACCACGUCACUGUGCGGGGUAGACCCGCCCGAAUUUGCCUCGUGGCUGGGAACAAGAGGCAGUUCAAGACCAGGGAAACUCUCUAUGGGCAGGAGAUAGACCAAGCCUCUCUCCUCAUCAUCCUGAAAUUAAGUGUGGGAGACCAAGUGUGGUUGGAAGUGUCGAAGGACUGGAAUGGGAUGUAUGUCAGUGCUGAGGACAACUGCAUUUUUACUGGGUUCCUUUUGUACCCAGAGGAAACUCUUGGCGUUCCACCAUAA